Molecule: messenger RNA, 2541 nt
Organism: Tachysurus vachellii
Lineage: Eukaryota; Metazoa; Chordata; Actinopteri; Siluriformes; Bagridae
Gene: rsph10b
Product: radial spoke head 10 homolog B
Exons: 18
Coding region: 17-2398 (793 amino acids)
Source: RefSeq, a predicted model, not a curated record
UCUAGCGGCGUCCGCAAUGGCGGAUGUAAACAAAACGCUUGAAUUAUCGCCUAAUGGAUUGAAAUAUUCCUCCGCCCCGAAUACGGACUUCUCAGCGUCAGCUACAACAUUCCAGCCUGCAUUAGAGACAGAAACAACAACCGAGCCUGAGAUUCCAGCUGUUCUCUCAGACAUCAUUAUUCAGAGAUAUGAAGGCAGUAGAUCAGGAGAGCUGUUCCAUGGGGAAGGAGUGGCCUACUUUAUAGGUGGACAUCUGUACAAGGGAAACUUUAUGGAUGGCGUGAUGCAUGGGCAUGGAGAAUACACAUGGGCAGAUGGUUUAAAGUAUAAGGGGGACUUUAAAUCAAAUGCUCCUAUGGGACAUGGGAUGUAUACAUGGUUAGACGGUAGCACCUAUGAAGGAGAGGUAUACAAUGGAAUCCGCCAUGGCACUGGAACUUACAAAUCUGCCAAAACCUGCACUACAUACAGAGGGCAAUGGCACAAAGGCAAAAGGCAUGGCAAGGGGACAAUGUUCUUCAAUCUGGAGGCAACAUCUUGGUAUGAGGGUGACUGGGAAAACAACCAAAGAAAAGGCUGGGGUAUGCGCUGCUAUCAAUCAGGAGACACAUAUGAAGGCCAGUGGAAGAACAGCGUCAGACACGGGGAAGGAACAAUGAAAUGGAUUAAACUGGGUCAGCAAUACAGUGGGCAAUGGUAUAAUGGUGUUCAGCAUGGGCAUGGGACACAGACAUGGUUUUUGCAACGAGUUUCUGGCUCUCAGUAUCCUAUGAGGAAUGAGUAUAAAGGGGAAUUUGUUCAAGGUCUGCGUCAUGGUCAAGGAACAUUCGUCUAUGCAAGUGGAGCGGUUUACACUGGAUCUUGGAAGGAUAACAAAAAACACGGUCAGGGAAAGUUUAUUUUCAAAAAUGGUCACGAAUAUGACGGGGAGUUUAUUGAUGACCAUAUGGCGGAAGUUCCAGCAUCCUCCACUAGUUCAUUAUGUGCACUAGAUGGCUUACCUCAUAGAACUGAAGAGUUAGACAGAAGUGCCUCAAUACUUGGUCCUGAUUUAGUUUUGAGCAUUGAGACUCUAUUAAACCGAAUUCCUGAAGUGCGAAGAAGGAAGGAGCUCAGACAGGUGGAAUUUGCCAUUAUGAGACACAUCACAAUUUUGAGGACAACAUAUAGUGUGUACAGCAGCCUUGGACAUGAGAAAUCUCAAGACAACACUUUCCUGCUCAGUCAGCUACAGUUUUGGCACUUUCUUAAGGAUUGCAGUGUUCACCAAAAUGGAUUAACACUUGCGCAGUUGGACCACCUUAUUAACAAGGAUGUGUCUUCAGGGGAGGUUCAUUCACCUUCUAGUACAAUGUUGCUAAGGAAGUGGAUUAGUUGUAUUGUCAUUGCAGCAUACCAUAUUUACCACAGAGACUUUGAGUCCUCUAGCAAUGUACUUGCAGAGUGCUUUUCCAAACUCAUGAGGCACAACAUCAUUCCUGUAAAAGGACCUCUUUACAGUCACCAUCUUCAUGCUAUGAUUGGCAAGCGCUAUAUUGACAGAUGCUGGGACAUAUACCAGACUGUCCCUAAAGUCAUCUCAACUGUCAUCUCUGACAUCAUGACUGCCAGGCACUUCGUCUGGAUGUUUAAGGUUCUUGGUCUCUUUGAUUGUGCAUUAACCACAACAAGAUUACUGGAGAUCCUCUCACUAGAAAAUCCUGUGAUCUACAGUUCUACUCACAGUAACCUGGAUUUGGAGAUCCAUUUUCUCGAGUUCUUUGAGGCACUGAUAGGUUGUGCUGAAGUGAAGAACAUACAUGGAGUUGGAACUGCGCCACACAGACAGUAUGAGACUCCAACAAGAGAUCAGAUGAAACAUAGCCCUUUUCUGAGCCAGUUGGCAUCUCCUCAGCAGUACGAGUCAACAGUGCUGUCCUCAAGCACCAUCAUUUCAUCUGCCGUCAGCCUGAAAUCUCUUGAGGAAUUUAAAUCCAGUGCAACAGUACAGUCAUCUGAAGAGUUACAACAUAAAGAAGGUACAGAGGAACAACCGGAAGAACAGCUAGAGAACUGGAUUACUCACAUUGACCAGUUCUUCACGCACACAUUCUUCCCAGCAUAUGAACACAACUUGGUGUGUAAAAAGGAGAUGCAAAAGGAACGCAGAAAACAAACCACUGACAACAGAAUCACUCUAGAAAAGGCCAAGGCAAAUGCUAAAGAUCAGCGGAGGGCAGAAGUAGAGAGAACCAAAAAAAACGCAGAGCACUCCAAAGAACAAAUGGAGGAAGAUGAAGAGAGAAGCCACGCCUUAAACGACCUGAACAAUUCAUCCACAGCUCUCACAACCCCAGUGACCUCCUCCAACUCUUUGGAUUUGAAGCGAUCACCCAACAACAAGAAGAAAAAGAAAUGAGACAGAGGAUUCCGAAAAAGCUUGUUUUAAUUGAUAAAAAUUUUACAAAUGCGUAAAGGUAUAUAUAAAUUUGCUUAUCUAAGUAUAUUUAACACCAAAUAGUACUGUUUAAAAGUAAAUAAAGGUAAUGAGGUUUGUCCACA